Messenger RNA from Jaculus jaculus (lesser Egyptian jerboa), 1001 nucleotides. It is a transcript of the gene Olr1, whose product is annotated as oxidized low density lipoprotein receptor 1. Lineage: Eukaryota; Metazoa; Chordata; Mammalia; Rodentia; Dipodidae. The transcript is spliced from 5 exons. Gene Ontology annotation, cellular component: plasma membrane; signaling receptor complex. Gene Ontology annotation, molecular function: low-density lipoprotein particle receptor activity. The record is from RefSeq and is a predicted model, not a curated record. The annotation marks the transcript as partial. Gene Ontology annotation, biological process: inflammatory response; leukocyte cell-cell adhesion; lipoprotein metabolic process.
CUGGCCUUUCUUUCUUCUCCAUGGUGGUUCCCUGUGGCUAUGACAUUGGGUGUCAUUUGCCUGGGCUUAUUGGUGACCAUCAUAGUGCUGGAGACAAGGUUAUUCCAGGUAUCCAACCUCCUGAAGCAAUAUGGAGGGAACCUUACUCAGCAGGAGAACGUCUUGCAGGGGCAGAUCUUAGCCCAGCAGCAGGCAGAAAACGCCUCCCAGAUGUCACAGAGGGAGCUCAGGGACGCGAUAGAAACCCUUUCCCAGCAGCUGCAUGAGAAAUCUCAAAAACAAAUGGAACUCCACCAGCACAACCUGCAUCUCCAAGAGGCUCUGCAGAAAGUGGCAAACUUUUCAGGCCCUUGUCCACAAGGCUGGAUCUGGCAUGGGGAAGACUGUUACGCGUUCUCCUCUGGACCAUUGGACUGGGGAAAGAGCCGGGAGAACUGCCUGCUCUUGAAUGCUCAGCUGCUGAAAAUUAACAGUACAGAUGAUCUGGACUUCAUCCAGCGAGCCAUUGCUCAUUCUAGCUCUCCAUUCUGGGUAGGGUUAUCUCUGAGGAAACCCAACCGCUCAUGGCUCUGGGAAGACGGUUCUCCUUUGAAGCCCCGCUUGUUCAGGCUCCAGGGUGGUUCUUCCCAGACACACUCACGCACCUGCGCAUACCUCCAACAGGGAGUGGUUUUUGCUGAAAACUGCAUUUUAGCUGCGUUCAGCAUAUGUCAGAAGAAGGCAGAUCUGUGGAGAUCGCAGCCGAUUGGAAGGAUCUAGAUGAACAGAAGAAGGUCUUUGACUGCUUUUCCUGGAAUUCAAGCUCUUCUUCUUUGCUUGGAUGCGAACGGGUGGCUCUAGGAACUGACUGUUGCUCUAAGUGACUGCAGAAGGACCUGGACAGACUGUUUCCGGGGCUAAUUAUAACCCAAGACUGGGCAUCCAGGCAUCAGACACCUAUAUAUCAAAGCAUAUGAUUCCAUCUACCCACCUGUUAUUUUUCCCAAGCCUUCCUAUCAAUA